GACGUGCUUAUCCACUUUCAUAUCAUAGACGCCUUCAUCAUCAAAAUCAAAGCAGUUGCACAUAUCGAAUUAUGAACCUUUUCAUUCCACCUUUUGUCUUCUUUUUAGAGACCGCAUAAAACGGAUUAAAUUGCAGCCGUCGAAUUCAUCUCGAUACGUGCCGGCUAUUUAGCCAUGGCAGGGUAACCGGAAUCAUGGAACCACCUUCAAAGAAACCGAAACUUGGGCAAGCCCCUUAUGAUGAUGACGACGAUGAUGAAGCAAAUCUAGAUGAGCUCUCUAUGAGCCCCACCCAGUUUGAUGCCAGGCAAGACCCUCUUUACCAACUUGAUAAGGGGAGAGCCAAGGCUGCGACAAGACUAAAGUCGGCCUUUGAACGUAUCUUUGAAAAGUAUGGGAGGGAUUUCACUGGUGUUGGUGAUGAGAUUGACCUUGAGACCGGGGAGGUAAUUGUCAAUAAUGGACAUCUUCUAUCUCUGGACGACGAGAAAGAUCGGACUAGGGAGGCUUCCGUCUUAAGUAAUGAAGAAGAAGGAAUUAUGAAAGAGAAGGAUACCCGGCCGAUAGAAGGCUCUGGCUCUAAAUCUUUGGUACCGACUAAACCACCAAUACAUAGUCCUUCUCCAGGGCUACAUACCGGACUGAAUCAACCCAUCAUGUCCGGUGAACUCAAUCAUCAGCUGCUAUAUCCUGGGAUGCAAUUGCAUCCAUUUGGUUCCCCUGAUCCGUUCAUGUUCGGACCCCCAAUGUUCGGUAGUAGCUCUGUUGAUCCGCUCUGGCAGACCCCAGAGCUUCCACCACCCCCCUACCAGGAUAGAUUUGGCUUUAUUGGCCAAUCCAUGGGGUAUCACAAUCAACUCGGAUAUGGUCCGUCAAUAGCGCCAGGGGGUUAUAAUAGUGGUUUCCUCGGUCCUCCUUUUCACCAUCAGAUACCGAAGAAAGUUUCCCAUGCAAAGACAACGGGGCGAAAAAAUCUACAUCCAAUACCGGCUACUAAUGAUUCCGACGAGGAUGACAUACUUUUGGGGGAUAAUACGCAAGAAAUUGCCAAAAUUACAACUACGGAAAAGAACAAGUCCUCUCCAUUGGCUUCGCCAACCAAGAAGCUAAAGCAAACGGGCCGGAAGGAUACGAAAGUAGAUUCCGAGACUGUGGCUGAACAAGCUUCUCAUACCCUUCAGAAGUCACAGCGUAGGCGACCAAGAAAGGUAGCCGUGUCCGUAGAACAGCCAUGUUCCAAUACGAGGAUAAUAUCACCACCGCCGCCAUCAGAAAAGGAGUCCACGGUAGCGGAGCAGAGAGCUGAAAAGCUAGCCCAGAUUGAGGUCUUAAUUCGGGCAAUGCGCCCUUCUGAUGUUCAAUACAGAUCUUCGCGGAGUCGUAAGCAGAUAGACUCCUACGGCCAAAUGUCGAAGACCAAGAGUCGGCAAGGGUCAAAGACAGUUGAUUUAUCAAAUUCCCUAGAAGAUGUGCCCUCAGAAGCUCCCGAUUCUUCUCCAGGAGUAGACGAAUCUAAGGAACAUACAGAAUCUGACACCUCUCAGCAUGGGGAGGUCGCGCAGCUUACGAUAAGCGAAGACUUCGAAGACUUCGAAGAAGUUAUCGAUAAAGGGCUUGUUAGACAAGCCGAUAUCACUAUUCCGGAUGAAGAAAGUCAUGAUGACGGGCUACUAGUGGGCCAUGAAGAUACAAGCAAUAAUGAGAAUGUUGAAAUUGAGGCAGCCGAUCUCCCUUCUAGUCUUGAUAACUCGGGGGAGAUGGAUCCCUUGUUUUUGAAUAAUGAGAUCGACACGAUAGUGAUGGAAAUACCGACAGACAGCAAAACACCUCCGUUGAGCGAACCUACAUCGCCUAGUAGCCAUUCUAAUGAGGAACAAGUACUCGAUAACCCGCAGGAUUUGGGUCAGACCGCCAGCCCCGAUGAUCGAGAAGUAAACUCGAAGAGCAACGCUAUAGAGAAUACGAACUGCGUAGUAGAAACCAUAUCCUAUGAUAUUACGAGCAAUGAGAUUCAAGACACCCCCAUAGAAGCUCAGGAAGUCAAUCUUGCACGAGAUAAUUCUCGUGAAGUAACCCCGAGUCUACCUGCAGCGAUAGAGCCAGAGGAGACUGCUGCCCAAUUGCCCGAUCUAGCACAAGAAUUUAUCCAACCUGUUAGCUCUCCUACUCUGGAAUUGGAGUUACCCUUCGAUCAUGCUGUAAUCCAGCCAGAUUCCAUAGAACAAGACCCAGGCCAGCCGUAUUCCCACGAAGAGGAAGAAGUCAUAUUUCUGCCCGCGCUAGAACCAGCUAUACCAUCUCCACGACAAAUCAGCCCACCUACCGAAACGUCUGAACUAGUUCUACGGCCAUUACCGGUCCAAAGCGAACAAAGCAAGGAGGCCGAUCCAACGGAUAUUCCGAACUUACCUAUGAAUCCACCCUCUUCAUCCACACAACCCGCCUCCAAAAUUACAGCCCCUAGCACGCCAAAGAAACGCAGCAAAACAUCAGCGGCCCUCGAAAAGACAAGCAGCAGCCAUCGCACUCCGUCCACCCGUAGAAACCGAGCCCUAACAUCCCUCAUCCCCGACGACCCAGACCAAGACGACGACGAGCUAAGCGUCCUCUCGUCAAGCGUCACAGCAAGCCCAUUCAUCACCCGACCUGACCGCAACAUCAUCGCCAUGACUUCCCACCACCCCCGCGACUCCUCCACACCCCGUAAAUCCAACCAUCGACACGGCUUCCUCAUGGGCUCCAGCACACGUACACCCCACCGCACCAGCAAGCACGCCGCCCCCCCUGCCACCGAUUCCCGCGCGUUCCGCGGCACAAAACGCAGAUUCAUGGCUAGUAGCCCCGUAGCACAGAGCUCGCCGCUAGCGCGCACGGUGGUGAAUGUUGAUAGCGUCAGCAUUCUCACUUCUACGCCGUCGCGGCGGGCAAAGAUAGGCGGUGGCCCGAGCAUAAUGCUGGAGAGCAGCCCGGUGCGCACGCCCGGCGGCUCGGCGCGUAGGUGUGGCGAGGAUGGGUUCGUGUGUGAUCGGGAUUUCUGCUUUACGUGCUGUAAGUAGAUGGAUGGAUGGAUGUGGCAUACCUACUAGUUUGAGGGAUGAGAUAGGAUGGGGUUGAGCUGAAUCGAGUUGAGGCGGAUAUAGCUUGAUUAAGCCCAAAGACGGGUUAUAGAUGAGGAAGAAGUGCAUAUAGCUGGCUGGUAUAACUGGCAGCCUCGAUUAGAAUUAGAGUAUAUAGUAAUAGCAUACCAUGGCAUAUAUUUAGUACCUAGGCAUGGUUUACGCUUGCUAUGGCGUGGAGCAGUGUUUGUUGUGUGUCCAGCGUACAUACAUACUAUUUGCCUAC
Molecule: messenger RNA, 3342 nt
Organism: Daldinia loculata
Lineage: Eukaryota; Fungi; Ascomycota; Sordariomycetes; Xylariales; Hypoxylaceae
Exons: 1
Coding region: 195-3056 (953 amino acids)
Cellular component (GO): nucleus
Molecular function (GO): protein heterodimerization activity; histone binding
Source: RefSeq, a predicted model, not a curated record